Molecule: messenger RNA, 3545 nt
Organism: Solea solea (common sole)
Lineage: Eukaryota; Metazoa; Chordata; Actinopteri; Pleuronectiformes; Soleidae
Product: STKc_SGK domain-containing protein
Exons: 13
Coding region: 212-1438 (408 amino acids)
Biological process (GO): protein phosphorylation
Molecular function (GO): protein serine/threonine kinase activity; ATP binding
Source: RefSeq, a predicted model, not a curated record
GAAAAAGGGAAGAGCAGCAGCGGAGAAAGUUAUUAGCCUGUGAAUGAAAGAGAGUUUCCUGACCACAGCUGCAGUGAAGGCGAAGGAGAAGACGGAGGCAUAUUUACAGGAAGACUGCAUCUUUCUCAAUCACCUCAACACUCUGCAGUGAGCAGGCGGUCAUUCAUCAGAUACUUGCAGCCUCUUAGCAGAUAUAAUCACUCCUGGGAACAUGAAGACCGGCAAGAAAUCCUUCAUAGCUUUCAUCAAGGAGAGAAAAAUGGGUCUGAACGACUUCAUCCAGAAGCUGGUGUCCACACCACAUAUCUGCCAACACGUCGAAGUGAACGCUCUGAUGAAGAUCGAUGAGAAUCAAAAUGAGGAAAAUAAUCAACUUCCUGAUAAUCCGAUGUGCCUAAGUUCACUGGCUGACGAAUCGCAGAUCAAACCCUGUGAUUUUGACUACCUGAAAAUAAUCGGUAAAGGCAGCUUUGGAAAGGUUCUGCUGGCUCGACACAAGGAAUCCACGAAUUACUAUGCUGUCAAAGUGCUGCAGAAGAAAAUCAUCCUGAAGAAGAAAGAGCAAAAGCACAUCAUGGCUGAGCGUAGUGUGCUGAUGAAGAACAUCAAACACCCGUUCCUGGUGGGACUGCACUACUCUUUCCAGACCACUGACAAACUCUACUUUGUGCUCGACUACGUUAAUGGUGGAGAGCUUUUCUACCACCUGCAGAGGGAGAGGAUCUUCCUGGAGCCCAGAGCCAGGUUUUACGCUGCUGAAAUUGCGAGUGCACUCGGCUACCUUCAUUCCCUGCACAUCGUUUACAGGGACCUGAAGCCAGAGAACAUCCUGUUAGACUCACAAGGCCACAUUGUCCUGACAGACUUUGGUCUCUGCAAGGAAGGUCUCGAGCCCAGUGGCACCACGACAACCUUCUGCGGGACUCCCGAGUACUUGGCCCCCGAGGUUCUGCAGAAGCAGGCGUACGACCGCACGGUGGACUGGUGGUGCCUGGGAUCCGUGCUCUACGAGAUGCUCUAUGGACUUCCUCCAUUUUACAGUCGCAACACAGCUGAGAUGUACAACAACAUCCUGCACAAGGCGCCGGUGCUCAAACCCAACGUGUCCAACGCAGGCAGAGAACUGCUGGAGGGUCUCCUGCAGAAGGACCGAACCAAGAGGCUGGGAGUGAGGGACGAUUUUCUUGAACUCAAGUACCACUCCUUCUUUUCCCCGAUCAACUGGGACGACCUGAUGGCCAAGAAGAUCACACCUCCGUUUAUUCCCUCAGUGAGUGGUCCCACAGACCUGCGACACUUUGACCCCGAGUUCACCCACCUGCCUGUGUCAUCAUCCCUGUGCAACGACUCCAUGACUGUGAGCAGCAGUGUCAAGGAAGCAGCUGGAGCCUUCCCGGGCUUCUCUUACGGGCCUCCGGCAGAACACUCCUUCAUGUGAGCGCCAUUAUCUUCUCCUGGAAACAAAACAGAGAGAGUGAGAGAAAUGGGACAAAAGCUCUGGACUAAUAGCCUUAUUUUGGGCAGAGGGACCACAGGGGGGCACUGCAACUAAAUUCUGAUGAAUGGAUUUAAGUGAUUAACGGACAGGAACCGGUGAGGAGCAAGUCUUGAGGGAUCUCUGUGUUUGACUGGACAGAUGUGGAUUCUCAUGUUACGACACCACCCCGAAAACACCAACAAUAUACGCGUACAUGUGUGCCAAGUACGGAUGCACCCUGGGGUCAAAACACAUCGCUCCCUGAUGACUGUGUACCUCACAGCCACUGGUGACGUGACAUGGAGGAGGAAGUGCCUGAGGUUCAAAAGGCAGUUUGGACAGUGACGGCAGCUUUGACCACAAAGAGCAAGGUUUAAAAAAAAAAAAAAGAAGAAAAAAAAAGUAGUUUGGACUUUUUUGAUGAGCUGUACAGGGUCACGCCUUCAUUACAUGCCCACAUAUGUUUAAAAAAAAUGCUGUCUUCAUGUUGACAAAUUUGUCUUGUUGUUUUCAUGUAAAUGCUCGAUUGCACUUGAGGAAACAAGGGUCACAAAAAAGUAGGACUAUUCCGUGUCUGUGGAUUCGUCUGAACGUUGAAUUUCAUAUCCCAACACAGUAAUAACGGCAUUUCAAUGGUGUAAACUAGUAAUAAUCAUACUGGGACCAAACACUUUAACUAGGAUUUACUUGUGUUUCUGACCUGUUUGUCCUCAUAAACUGAAGAUCAAAGUUUUACUGUACUGUGUCCAAGAGGAAAAAGUUACAUAUAUUUUAUUGCAAAUAUCCAUUUUCAAUGUUUUAAAAAAACACAAACAUUCACUAUUUACUUUUAAUACAAAUAUUUUACAUAUUAUAAAUGAAAUAUAAAUAUGAACAUAUAUAUAUAUAUAUAAAGUAGAUUAAAUGACAGCUUUAUUUUUUGGAUUUUCUAACUCUUGAUCAUCUGCAUCUAGUUGACUUGUGUUAAGGGCUGCAACGAUCAAUCGAUCACUAAAUCGGUCGUCAACCUUUUUGAUCAUGGAUUAAUCAGUUUGAGGUUAUUUUUUAUAAUCAUGAAAUCAAGUAUUCAGAUUAUUUAGCUUCUUAAAUGUGAACAUUUUCCGGGUUCUUUGCUCCAUUUAACAAAGAAAUCAUCAGAAUUGAGAACGUCGCCAUUUUGUGUUUAGUAAAAAAUGUAUGGACCAAACGACAAUUCGAUUAAUCACAAUAAAAAAGAUCGAUUGUUAAUUGACUAAAACGUUGCAGCCCUACUUAUGUUUCUGUAUAUCAGCUGUUGACAAACUUUACAACUUUAAUGUUAUUGUUGCCGAGGUUGUUCGCCCAGCAAUAACAGGCCGACGUCAAUGAAAGCACACGCUCUUUUAUCAAUUGUCGUCUUUAACGUGACUGAUUUCAGUGAUUGCUGUUUUUUUGCAAACACUCCAAACUAUAAAAAAUUGAUUAUAUUUUUGUUGUAUUUAUGCAUCAUGUAGAGAAGAACUGUGAAUGUCUUGUGCCUGUCCAAGGCGGCCUGAUCCAUGUCUACUGUAUGUACAUAUCUCUUGUUUUCCCCUAAAACUUCUGCUCCUUUUUAAUAGGAAAUCAUAUGUUUGUUUGCAGAACCACCACAGUAGGUGGAGCAGGCGCUGGUUCUCCAGUCGCAGUGCCGAGCCACUCGUGGUUCUGGAAGUGCAAUAAAAUCUCUUUGAUUAAAAAAAUAAUAAUAAUAAGAUUAAUUAUUAUAAUUUCUUGUCUUUAAGGCAAACGCGUAAGAUGUCAUUUAUGCUUUGACAUUCAUUAAGUUAUUACAUGAUCGGCUUUUGCAUACAGGGGGCUGAGGUUUUAAAGCCCACUGACGAUAAUUACAGAAUAAAACAGAACACAGUUAAGGCAAACGCACAGCUCUAGACAUAUUUUUCUUCCAUAUUUGGAAGCGUAAACUUUUCAGUUUUUUACUUUUAUUAUUUUUUUUUGACGUGUAUUUAUUUUCAUGCCACUGCUACCGUGUAAAGACUUUUAUUUACAUGAUCGACAGAAAAAUUUAAAUGUAAUCUGUGUCAGAAAUGGCAAAUAAAAUCUCUAAAUUCAA